UGAUGUUAAUAAUUGUAAAAUAUUUCAGAUUUUCAAAAUGAAAAAAUUGUAAUUCCAGUUUUUACGGGUGUGGCAUUUCAUGAAGAUGGCUCUAAUGGAGGAAUCUACAGAACCUCGUUGCCGUUCUCAUCUUAACGUAAUGAGCGCGUCUGAGUACCAGGAGAAGUACUGGGGAAGAUUACGAGAAGCAAUUGAUAAAAUGUUGACUCCCCCUCCACAGGGAUGUAGACCUAUAUCAUUUGAGGAGAUGUACAGUAAUGUGUACUCGUGUGUAUGUAAACAGUACAGUGAACGAUUAUACCAGGAUCUAAUAAAUCACAUGAGAACUAGGGUGGCAGAGUGGUCGAAACUCAUGUAUCAGGUUCCUGAUGAAAACCUAAUCGACACCUUCCACGAUUCAUCAGUUCAAUUUUUCCAUGCAUCUGAGGGCAUUGUUCGUAUCUUCCUUUACCUGAGUCGAAAUUAUAUUGAAACCAAGCUGAAAACUAGCCUUCAGGAGGAACUUAUGAAAAUAUUCUCAUCAAUGUACACAGAUCUUCAUGUUAAUCGUCUUCUACCGCUAAUGGCAGAAGCCCAGUCUAAACCGUUCUCUGUCCAGCCAGUCAAGAUGGCAACCAUCUGUAAACAGCUGCAUCUGUUGAACCCUGCAUAUACAAGCCUACACCCUGACAUAUUCCUCCAGUAUUUACCUAAUAUUGGCCCAGCUAUGACGGAACAAGAUCUACAGAACCAGAGGGAAGCAGAGAAGCGGAUGCAAAAUGAGCUAAUGCAACAGGGUUGGAAUACCCAGGAUACAAGGAGAAAGCGAGAGUUUGAAGAGGAACCAUUGAUAACUACAACCUGGAGUAAAUAGAUUCAUGUGAAACUAAUGUAAAUAAAUCCACACAAGACUGUUGUAAAUAAAGGGCCUGGAGUAAAUAGAUCUAUAUGAAACUGCUCUAAAUAAAGGGCCUGGAGUAAAUAGAUCUAUAUGAAACUGCUGUAAAUACAGCCUGGAGUAAAUAGAUCUAUAUGAAACUUCUGUAAAUACAGCCUGGAGUAAAUAGAUCUAUAUGAAACUGGUGCAAAUAUAGCCUGGAGUAAAUAGAUCUAUAUGAAACUGCUGUAAAUACAGCCUGGAGUAAAUAGAUCUAUAUGAAACUUAUACAGCCUGGGGUAAAUAGAUCUAUAUGAAACUUAUACAGCCUGGGGUAAAUAGAUCUAUAUGAAACUUAUACAGCCUGGGGUAAAUAGAUCUAUAUGAAACUGGUGCAAAUACAGCCUGGAGUAAAUAAGGUGGCGUAAAUAUAACCUGGAAAAAAAUUCUUGUGAAACUGCUGUGAAUUGACCAACAAGUGAAAAUGUGUUAAGCGUGAAUCGGUAAAAUAAAAACCAAAACUCGUA
This is a messenger RNA of Eurytemora carolleeae, 1383 nucleotides long. Its product is annotated as CDK2-associated and cullin domain-containing protein 1-like. The coding region runs from base 80 to 853 and encodes 257 amino acids. NCBI's taxonomy places the organism in Eukaryota, Metazoa, Arthropoda, Copepoda, Calanoida, Temoridae. The transcript is spliced from 10 exons. The record is from RefSeq and is a predicted model, not a curated record.